AUGACGCAUGCCGUGCUGAACCGGUCCUACAAGUCGCCGCUGCGAGGAGCAGCAUGCCUGCUGGCGCUGCUGAUCGGGGCCGCGGUGCGGCCGGCGUCGGCCGUCAUCAUCAGCCCCGUGAGACAGUGCAUCGACAAGGGCGGCCGCAGCGUCGCCGAAGGCGACUGCGAGUGGCGUUCGCACACCAACAUCGACGUGAAGGGUGGAGAGGAAACAGCGAGCUACGUGCUCAGGCGCAAGGACAAGCCCAACAGCGGGCUCUACAUACACAUCCAAACGUCGUUAACCACUCUGUCGUACGAGCUGGAGUACAUCAUGGACGUGCCGUCCCAGUACCGGGAGCACAACCGCAGCGUGGACUACUCGGCGAUGACGGGCGGCUGCAACAACUGCGAUGCGCUUGAGCUGGAGAUUUGCUCCAAGCCCGACGCCCUGCCGCCGAGCAUACAGGAGAGCUUCAACAACAAGGCGUGCUGCGUGUGUGGUGUCAACGUCACGGACUACUCCCCCCGCGCCGACUUCUCCUGCACCGGCUUCGGGGCCGCCUUCAUGCACGGCAAGUGCGUGUCCAUGAGCUGCCUCGAGGUCGUCGGGCCGUGGUACUCCAUUUUCAAGCCCGCCUACCCGCCGACCAUACACCGGAGGGUGUUCGUCGACGUGUACGCCUUCGACGGAGACGCCGGCGUGGUGCCAGACGUUGCGAAGAAUGGGUACUACACGAGCGACGACGCGGACGAAACGCGUUACCUCAAGGAAGCCGUCUACAAGGACAAGCACCUCAAGGCCACCCUCUCCGCCGAGAAGCAAGCGGUCAAGAACGAGGAGCUCGAUGUCACGCUGACGAUCAUCACGCAGCAGUGGCUCGACGGUAACGCGCCGCAGAAGAUGGACAAGUUCGUCGCCGUGCCUUCGUGGCCGGAGACCGACAAGACCGUGCAGGGGAGCUCGAGGAAGUACAAUUGCGACCAGGAGGGCCGGGACCCGCACGAAUGCGAGCACGACGACGUCCGCUGCCGCAUGGAGAAGUGCGCCCUGAACGUGCGCACCAUCGAGUCGGACGCCAUCGACACCACGGGCACGCAGUGCGACAAGAUCGGCGUGUCGAUGGGCACGUGGGGCAACGAGGGCAGGCUGUGCAACACCGCGCCGAACAGCUGCAUCCAGAACCAGCUGGGCUGGUACCUCAGCGAGCGAAAGGAACGGGCGCUGCUGCCGAAGCUGUACGGCGUCCAGCCGAUGCUGGCGCGAAGGGAGGUGCGCAAAUCGAAGCAGGCGGCCGCCAUGGAGGAGCCGGAGGACUUGGCCGAGGAAUCCCGCAGCCCCACGGCCAAGAGCGCUUGGAGGGGCCCCGCGACUUACGGCGCUGAAGACGAAGGUGAGGAAGACGAAGACGAAGACGAAGACCAAGAACCCGACGAGUGGCACGACGACACCUACGUGCACGCCGUCGCGUACUCCAUAGCGAAGGCGGACACGUCGCGAAUCGAAAUCAACACCUUCGACGCCACCGUCACCCAGAUCAUCGCGGAGGCGGUGGGGUUCAUCGUGAGCGCCACCAUGGACGGGCCGUGCAAGGUGGCGAGCCACGAGGCGUGCACGAUGAAGAUCGUGACCAAGAACGCCGGGAAGAUACGCGCCAAGUUCAGCCACCGCAUCCAGUGCUACGAGGCCGAGAAGCCUCACACGAGCCCCGCGGCCUCUUCGGAGGAGCAGAGCGUGCAGGUGGAGCCGAACAGCACGACGUCGUCGGUGGUGCCGAUCAAGAUCCUCUCCGGCGAGGGCUCGGACAAGCUGGAGUGCGAGGUGCAGUUGUACUCAUCGACGGUCAGCCUGCUCGAAACGUUCGUGGUCAAGGCGUCGCUCGCCACGCCCACCAUCACCGUGGGCCCGGACGUCCGCUCGUUCGACAAAUUCACCGACACGUCCAAGGAGGACCACGCGCUGAAGAUCGGUGCCAUGCUGUCGGACAACAUGUGCACCUGCAACGCGGGCGAGGUGGGCUGCUUCUUCCGCAAUUUCGGAAAGUGCAUGAGACACGCCUUCAACAAGUACUACACUUGGUUCGUGCUGGGCAUCACGGGGCUCAGCUUCCUCGCGCUGCUGCCGGUGUUCAUCCCGCUGGCGCGCGUGGUCUUCGGCAAGAUCUCGGAGGGCCGCGCCCGCGCCAGGAUCCGGCGUGAGGCCGCGCAGGAGAUCGAGCGGAUCCGGCGCGAGUUCCAUCACGACGAGGAGAGGUACGGCCGGCCGGAGUUCAGGUCGCGCCAUAGCGACGAGGUGUAG
Babesia bigemina is the source of this 2280-nucleotide messenger RNA. RefSeq names its product membrane protein, putative. The transcript is spliced from 6 exons. NCBI's taxonomy places the organism in Eukaryota, Apicomplexa, Aconoidasida, Piroplasmida, Babesiidae. Bases 1 to 2280 code for a protein of 759 amino acids. The record is from RefSeq and is a predicted model, not a curated record.